AUGCCCCAAGCCGCUCCGCUCCUCCUCCUGCUGCUGUUGGCCUUGGCCCAGCGCCGCGCCUGUCUUCCCGGGCCGGCCACCGCCGCGCCCCCCGAUCGGGACCCCUGCCUCAGCCAGCCCUGCCGCAACAACGGCACCUGCUCGCCGUUGCCUGCCCGGGAGCCCUCAGCGUCCCGCCGCCUGCAGCUGCUUCUGCCCCAGCCUCCGGCCGCCUACAGCUGCGCCUGUCCCGCGGGGUUCACCGGCACCUCCUGCCAGUUUGUUUCAGAUCCUUGUGCCAGCAACCCCUGUCACCAUGGUAACUGCAGUGCUAGUGGUGAUGGCUACCUCUGUCUCUGUAAUGAAGGUUAUGAGGGAACACACUGUGAACACUCAUUUCAAAGUCUUCCAGGCCCUGAACAGGCAGAGCUGACAUCACCACAACAGAGCAGACCAGUCUCAUCCACCUUGGAACCUGACAUUGUUCUUCCACGUUCAAGAGCAACUGUGACGUUACCUACAUGGCAACCAAAAGCAGGACAGAAAGUUGUAGAUCUGAAAUGGGAUGAAACAGAGAUAACCCCAGAUGUGGCUUGUGGAAAUGCCAGUUCCAAUACCUCUGCUGGAGGUCGGCUUAUAUCCUUUGAAGUUCCACAGAAUACCUCAAUAAAAAUAAGGCAAGAUGCUACUGCUUCUCUUAUCCUGCUAUGGAAAGUCACAACCACUGGAUUUAAGCAAUGUUCACUUAUUGAUGGCCGAAGUGUCACUCUUCUGCAGGCAAUGGGUGGACUUGUUCUUUCUGAAGAAAUGCUUGCAUUAGGAAACAACUAUUUUAUUGGUUUUUUGAACGAUUCUGUUACUAAGUGCAUUGUGGCUCUACGCUUGACCGUGAUAGUGAAGGUCAGUACCUGCAUGCCUGUGGGAAGCCAGCCAGAUAACCUCCCAUGUUCGGAGAGAGGAAAAUGUAUCACCAAACCAGAUGAGGCAACUUUUUUCUGUGACUGUGAGGACGGGUAUCAGGGUUCCCUGUGUGAAGAAUUUGAUGCUUGUCAUAGCCAGCCCUGUCAGAACAAUGCAACCUGCAAAGAUGUAGCACAGAAACACAAUGGGAACAACUUCACCUGCAGCUGCUCAGAUGGUUACACUGGAGAGCUGUGCCAGUCAGAGAUCGAUCACUGUAUCCCACAGCCAUGCCAAAAUGGGGGUACCUGCUCAUCCAAUAUCAAUGGAUUCAGUUGUCAGUGCCCAGAAGGGUUUUUAGGAGCCUCUUGUGAGGACAAAAUAGACCCUUGUGCAUCAUCUCCCUGCCAGAACAAUGGAACCUGUUAUGCAGACAGGCAUGCCUUCUCCUGCAGUUGUAGUCCUGGGUUUACAGGACCUACAUGUGCUCAGCUGAUUGACUUCUGUGCUCUCAAUCCUUGUGCACAUGGCAUUUGUCGCAGUGUUGGAACCAGCUACAGAUGCCUCUGUGUCCCUGGUUACCACGGCCUUUACUGUGAAGAGGAGUAUAAUGAAUGCCUUUCUGCCCCCUGCCAGAACAAGGCCACCUGCAGAGACCUGGUCAACAGAUAUGAGUGUGUGUGCCUUGCUGAAUACGAAGGAACACACUGUGAGCUAUAUAAAGAUCCUUGUGUUAACAUCAACUGUCAGAAUGGUGGCACUUGUGACAGUGAAGGCCUAAAUGCAACAUGUAUUUGUGCACCUGGAUAUACAGGUGAAGAAUGUGAAGCUGAUGUAAAUGACUGUGACAGCAACCCAUGUCACCAUGCUGGAACUUGCAUAGAUCAGCCUGGAGGUUAUAUCUGCCAUUGUCCACAUGGAUGGGUCGGUGCAAACUGCGAAAUUCAUCUGCAGUGGAAGUCCGGGCGUAUGGCAGAGAGUCUAACAAAUAUGCCUCGUCACUCCCUCUACAUCAUCAUUGGGGCUCUCUGCGUCGCGUUUGUCCUCAUGCUGAUCAUCCUGAUCGUGGGAAUAUGUCGCAUCAGCCGGAUUGAAUAUCAAGGCUCUUCCAGGCCAGCUUAUGAGGAAUUCUACAACUGCAGAAGCAUUGACAGUGAAUUCAGUAGUGCAAUUGCUUCUAUCCGACAUGCCAGGUUUGGCAAGAAAUCCCGGCCUGCAAUGUAUGAUGCAACCCCCAUUGCCUAUGAAGAUUACAGUCCAGAUGACAAACCUCUGGUUACACUGAUCAAGACGAAAGAUUUGUAA
Messenger RNA from Indicator indicator, 2184 nucleotides. RefSeq names its product delta/notch like EGF repeat containing (gene DNER). The coding region runs from base 1 to 2184 and encodes 727 amino acids. Gene Ontology annotation, cellular component: protein-containing complex; plasma membrane. The transcript has 13 exons. Gene Ontology annotation, molecular function: calcium ion binding. Gene Ontology annotation, biological process: establishment or maintenance of epithelial cell apical/basal polarity; heterophilic cell-cell adhesion. NCBI's taxonomy places the organism in Eukaryota, Metazoa, Chordata, Aves, Piciformes, Indicatoridae. The record is from RefSeq and is a predicted model, not a curated record.